Pipistrellus kuhlii (Kuhl's pipistrelle) is the source of this 7237-nucleotide messenger RNA. It is a transcript of the gene RIMS2, whose product is annotated as regulating synaptic membrane exocytosis 2. Gene Ontology annotation, biological process: calcium ion-regulated exocytosis of neurotransmitter; positive regulation of synaptic transmission; regulation of synaptic plasticity. NCBI's taxonomy places the organism in Eukaryota, Metazoa, Chordata, Mammalia, Chiroptera, Vespertilionidae. The transcript is spliced from 27 exons. The record is from RefSeq and is a predicted model, not a curated record. Bases 467 to 4639 code for a protein of 1390 amino acids. Gene Ontology annotation, cellular component: presynaptic membrane; cytoskeleton of presynaptic active zone. Gene Ontology annotation, molecular function: small GTPase binding; transmembrane transporter binding.
CGCCACCUCGCCCCCAUUUUUAUUGCUUAGACCGUAUUGCCGGCAGCCAGAUGUGCUGAAAGUCCUGACGACAGCAUUUCUUCGUUGCGUGAUUUUAAUAGGCUGAGAGAAAUAUGAGUAGAGUGCAUGAAAGCAGCCCAGCUUCACACUUCGGCUGGGGAAGCCCAAAAAGCUCACUGCUGCUUAGCAUUCUUGCGACAGUCAGGAGAAAGCCAAAAGCUGCUCCGGCACGGAAUCUUCUCCGACUGAAUUAGAAGAAUAAUAAUGACUGUACAAUUAGCGACCAGCCUCUGCUCAUCUAAGCACAGCUUUCACAGAGCUCAGGAGAAAUAUGGAACUUGACUGGCAUGUUUUUAUUCGACAGCGUAUGCAAAUAGAUGACUUUUAAAGACAGGUGGUAAGGAAAAAUAAGAGAAGAGAGAGAGAGAGGAGAGAGGGAGAGAGGGAGAGAGAAAAGAGAACGAAAAUGCAAUUUGAGACAUUGCGCCAGGUCUGCAAUUCUGUUUUAUCUCAUUUUCAUGGGGUUUUUUCAUCCCCACCAAAUAUUUUGCAAAAUGAGCUUUUUGGACAAACGCUGAAUAAUAAUAAUACACGGAAAAGAAGUCCGUCCGUGUCCAGAGACCAGAACAGAAGGUACGCCCCGCGGGAGGAGAGGGAGGAGGACCCGCAGUAUGCGCCCGCGGGCAGCGCCAUGCCCAGGUCUCCAUCGGAUUACGCCGACCGGCGGCCUCCGCGCGAGCCCCCGUUCUACGAAGCAUCGGACCCCGUAAGCUACAGGGAGCCCGGCCGGAGGGGCCACCGGCACGCCAAAGAGUACGACGAUGACGAGGACCUGGAGAGCAGGGAGGACUAUGAGAGGCAGAGGCGCGAGGAGGAGGAGUACCAGGCGCGCUACCGCAGCGACCCCAACCUGGCCCGUUACCCGGUCAAGCCGCAGCCCUACGAGGAGCAGAUGCGCAUCCACGCCGAGGUGUCCCGCGCGCGGCACGAGCGCAGGCACAGCGACGUGUCUCUGGCCAACGCCGAGCUGGAGGACGCCAGGGCGGCCUCGCUGAGGAUGGAGAGGAUGGAGAGGAUGGAGAGGACGGAGAGGAUGGAGAGGACGGAGCGGCCGGCCAGGCAGAGGUCCGCGUCCGAGCGCAGAGCCGCCCUGGAGAGCCAGCGCUCCUACUCCAUGGAGAGGACUCGAGAGGCGCAGGGGCCCGGCUCGGCGGCGUCGUCCUAUCCACCCAGGACCACAAACCACAGCCCCCCGACGCCCCGCAGAAGCCCGAUCCCCAUGGACCACCGGCAGGACCCGCGGCGCGCCGCCGCCGAGCCGCUGCGGAGGCAGCAGCAGCAGCAGCAGCAGCACCUGGACCCCAGCUCCGCCGGCGGCAGGAAGACCAAGCGCGAGAAGAUGGAGACGAUGCUCAGGAACGACUCGCUCAGCUCCGACCAGUCCGAGUCCGUGCGGCCGCCCCCGCCCCGGCCCCACAAGUCCAAGAAGGGGGGCAAGAUGCGCCAGGUGUCCCUCAGCAGCUCCGAGGAGGAGCUGGCCUCCACGCCCGAGUACACCAGCUGCGACGACGUGGAGAUCGAGAGCGAGAGCGUAAGUGAGAAAGGAGACAUGGAUUACAACUGGCUGGACCAUACGUCUUGGCAUAGCAGUGAGGCCUCCCCAAUGUCUUUGCACCCUGUGACAUGGCAGCCAUCCAAAGAUGGAGAUCGCUUGAUUGGUCGUAUUUUAUUAAAUAAGCGCCUGAAAGAUGGAAGUGUGCCUCGAGAUUCAGGAGCGAUGCUUGGCUUGAAGGUUGUAGGAGGAAAGAUGACUGAAUCGGGUCGGCUCUGUGCAUUUAUUACCAAAGUGAAAAAAGGAAGCUUAGCUGAUACUGUAGGACAUCUUAGGCCAGGUGAUGAAGUGUUAGAAUGGAAUGGAAGGCUGUUGCAAGGAGCCACCUUUGAAGAAGUCUACAACAUCAUCCUGGAAUCCAAACCAGAGCCACAGGUGGAGCUUGUCGUUUCGAGGCCUAUUGGAGAUAUCCCUAGAAUACCUGAUAGCACACAUGCACAACUGGAGUCCAGCUCCAGCUCAUUUGAAUCUCAAAAAAUGGAUCGUCCUUCUAUCUCCGUUACCUCUCCCAUGAGUCCUGGCAUGUUGCGAGAUGUUCCGCAGUUUUUAUCUGGACAACUUUCAAGCCAAAGCCUUAGUAGAAGAACAACGCCUUUUGUUCCUAGGGUUCAGAUAAAACUGUGGUUUGACAAGGUUGGUCACCAACUAAUAGUUACAAUUUUGGGAGCCAAGGAUCUCCCUUCCAGGGAAGAUGGGAGGCCAAGGAAUCCUUACGUGAAAAUUUACUUCCUUCCAGACAGAAGUGAUAAAAACAAAAGAAGAACGAAAACUGUGAAGAAAACAUUGGAACCCAAAUGGAACCAAACAUUCAUUUAUUCUCCAGUCCACCGAAGAGAAUUUCGGGAACGAAUGCUGGAGAUUACCCUUUGGGAUCAAGCUCGAGUUCGAGAGGAAGAAAGUGAAUUCUUAGGAGAGAUUUUAAUUGAAUUAGAAACAGCAUUGUUAGAUGAUGAGCCACAUUGGUACAAACUUCAGACCCAUGAUGUCUCUUCCUUCCCACUUCCCCAUCCUUCUCCCUACAUGCCACGAAGACAGCUCCAUGGAGAGAGCCCAACACGGAGGUUGCAAAGAUCAAAGAGAAUAAGUGACAGCGAAAUCUCUGACUAUGACUGUGAUGAUGGAAUUGGUGUGGUGUCAGAUUAUCGACACAAUGGCCGAGACCUUCAAAGCUCAACGUUGUCAGUGCCAGAACAAGUAAUGUCAUCCAACCAUUGUUCACCAUCAGGGUCUCCACACCGAGGAGAUGUUAUAGGAAGGACGAGGUCAUGGUCACCCAGUGUCCCUCCUCCACAAAGUCGGAAUGUGGAACAGGGACUUCGAGGGACGCGCUCUUCCACUGGCCAUUAUAACACAAUUAGCCGAAUGGAUAGACAUCGUGUCAUGGAUGACCAUUAUUCUCCAGACAGAGACAGUCACUUUCUUACUCUACCUCGCUCCAGAUACAGUCAGACCAUUGACCGUCAUCACAGGGAUGGCAGGGAUUGCGAAGCAGCAGAUAGACAGCUCUAUCACAGAUCCAGAUCAACAGAACAGCGGCCCGUCCCCGAGCAGACCCCCGCCCGCUCCAGAUCCACUGAGCGUCCCGACACAAACCUCAUGAGGUCGAUGCCUUCAUUAAUGACCGGAAGAUCUGCCCCUCCUUCACCUGCCUUAUCGAGGUCCCAUCCUCGGACGGGGUCUGUCCAGACCAGCCCAUCCAGCACUCCGGUGGCGGGUCGAAGGGGCCGGCAGCUGCCACAGCUUCCACCAAAGGGGACACUGGAGAGAAUGGUCACAGAAGACGGGGACCCCACCAGGAGAAGGCAUGCAGGUGCUAUGGAUAUAGAGGAGAGAAAUCGCCAAAUGAAAAUUAACAAAUACAAACAGGUAGCCGGAUCAGACCCCAGACUGGAACAAGAUUACCAUUCAAAGUACCGAUCAGGAUGGGAUCCUCAUAGAGGGGCAGAUAAUAUUUCCACUAAAUCCUCGGACAGUGAUGUAAGUGAUAUAUCUGCGGUUUCCAGGACUAGUAGUGCUUCUCGUUUCAGCAGCACAAGCUACAUGUCCGUCCAAUCAGAACGGCCCAGAGGAAGCAAGAAAAUCAGUGUCUUUACGUCCAAAAUGCAGAGCCGCCAGGCGGGCGCGGCGGGGAAGAACAUGACCAAGAGCACCAGCAUCAGCGGCGACCUCUGCUCGCUGGAGAGGGGCGCGGGCAGCGCGCCCCCACAAGCCCUGGGCCCCCACAAGCGCCGCUCCAGCAUCGGGGCCAAAAUGGUAGCUAUUGUGGGUCUCUCCCGGAAGAGCCGCAGCGCCUCCCAGCUCAGCCAGACCGAGGCCGGAGGCAAGAAGCUGCGGAGCACGGUGCAGAGGAGCACGGAGACGGGCCUGGCCGUGGAGAUGCGGAACUGGAUGACGCGCCAGGCGAGCCGGGAGUCCACCGACGGCAGCAUGAACAGCUACAGCUCCGAGGGCAAUCUGAUCUUCCCCGGUGUCCGCUUGGCCUCCGACAGCCAGUUCAGCGAUUUUCUGGAUGGCCUUGGACCUGCCCAGUUAGUGGGGCGCCAGACCCUGGCUACACCUGCAAUGGGUGACAUCCAGGUGGGGAUGAUGGACAAAAAGGGACAGUUGGAGGUGGAGAUCAUCCGGGCCCGUGGCCUUGUCGUCAAACCAGGUUCCAAGACACUGCCAGCACCAUACGUCAAGGUGUACCUCCUGGACAACGGAGUCUGUGUGGCCAAGAAGAAGACAAAAGUGGCCCGGAAAACACUGGAGCCCCUCUACCAGCAGCUGCUGUCCUUCGAGGAAAGCCCCCAGGGAAAGGUCUUACAGAUCAUCGUGUGGGGGGACUACGGCCGCAUGGAUCACAAGUCUUUCAUGGGCGUGGCCCAGAUACUUCUGGAUGAACUGGAGCUGUCCAACAUGGUGAUCGGAUGGUUCAAACUCUUCCCCACAUCCUCCCUCGUAGACACGACCUUGGCCCCUCUGACGAGGAGAGCGUCCCAGUCCUCUCUGGAGAGCUCAGCGGGACCUUCUUACUCUCGUUCAUAGCAGCUGUCAAACUGUUGUCCUAGCAACCAGCGUUCCAAAAAAAAAAAAAUAAAGAAAAAACCACAGGUCGCUAACCCUGGUAACACUGCAUGCUUAAUGUUGUGUCUUCUGAGCCCGUUCCUAGGGAUGCACAAGCGAUCCUGUGUUCUCAGAGGAAGUCGCACACAUUGUGCCUACAGAAGGCCCUCCAGUGAGAGCAGCGCUGGGAAGAGCUGUCAGGUGUGGAGUUGCGGUGACACUCAGGUUUCGGUCCGAUCUGAAGCCAUGGAUGGAUCUCAGAGAAGCAGUCCAUCUCGCGCAAGCAAAAGCCCUUUUCAAUGGCACCUUUCUGUUUUUACCGUUCCUUUCUCUUCGUUUCUCUGACCCCCAAGCCCUGCUAUGCCACAGAGAUGCAGUGAGCGAUACAGCCACUGAGCCAUGUGAUCAGCCAAGGAGUGUGAAGUCUAGAAAGUACCAGGUGAAAAGCAGGAGACCUGAGCAGUUCUCUGAGGCAGAGCAUCAGCAGCCCUCACGCCAAGAUGCGUUGGACUGUGGGAGACAACAUUCUGUGGCUACACCGUACUGAAUGACACUAAAGAAACCCUUCUGCAUGGACACAGAUUAGCUGAAUUACUUACAUUAUUUUCUUGGGGCUGCAACUUGCAAAAAAAAAAAACAAAAAAAAAACCACAACAAAAAAAAAAACUCAGCCAUUUUCAACAAUUUAUAUUCUUUUUAAAAAUAAAUUUCACUAGUGCAUGGUUUUAAAAAGGGGGCAAGAAUGCAACAGGGUGAUACCAAGACACACCAUGUUUAUUAUUUAAUCCUAGUCUGUGUUUUGGCAGACAUGACAAAAGAAAAUACUUUCUAGAAGUUACUUAAAAUUCUCUUUGUGACGACUGGAUGAAUAUUCCGUUUAUUUUCCACAUUAACUACACAAAUCUAAUGAAGUUCGAAAUGUGCAAAUUGUUCCACCUUUCUCCUCACCCCUCUUUUAAUCUUUUAUUUUCUUUCUCCCUGCAGGAAAGAAAAUAAAUUAUUUAAUUAUUCUAAAAAAUUAUCAGUUUUUGACCUGAUACUCUCUUGUACCCCAGGUUUGAUUCAGAGCCGUAGAUGCUUCUGAAUGUAUGAAUUUUUUCAAGGGGAAAAAAAUGUAAGAGCUUUCUGUAUUUCAAGCAUGUUGGAAAGGAUUUUGGAACGUGGCUUAGGAGUGCACUAAAGUAAGUCGGCAUGUAUUCGACAAAGAAGAUACGUGAACUUUUGCAAUCCGUUGUCCAGUGGGAGUGCAUGGUCAUUUUACUUUCGCCUUCCAGGUUUAGUUUACAGGAAGGUUCUGAAAUCGCGUGGCCAUUGUCAGGUCCAGCAAAUUUGUUUUUACACCAGCAUUAUUCAUUCAGGGGUUAAAGCAUUCUUUCUAGAAGGUCUCUGGUUUCGCUUUCUCAUUGAUUAAAGCGAUUUCUUUAGCCAGUUUCCAUUUACUAUGUGAAUGGAAACGCUGCUAAAACGUUGGGGCCCUGGAACGCAGGGCUGUGUAUUUAUUUUUAUUUUUUUCAGUAGUAAAAUUCAGUUUUUCACGAAUUGUAUUUCUAAAUAAAUAGAGCACACAUGAAUUUGCAACAAAUAACUUUAAAGCUCCAAUUUUUAGAUGACUCAAAGGAAGUCAGUCUGCCUAUUCACAGUUCACCAAAAGUCAGACCCCUGCCUUUGGUCUUACAGACGGUUGUCAUUGCCAUUGGGUGGUGCUACCAGGUCAGAUUUCUCUUAAAGGCCCCCUGGGUAGCAGAGAAGUCGCCGGUUAAUGUAAUAAACCACCCUGACUUCCUGUUUCUUUAUGGACACUCUGUACACACAUUCUUAUAGGUUGAUUUAAUUUCUUGCAAUGACUAUUGAAAUCCACCUCCAUAUAAUUUCUUUAAACUAAAGCCAUGCACCAAAUUUUUUUUUUUUUCUUUUUAAAUUCAGUGGUGACAUUUAGAACUAUGCUUGCUAUGGUGCAAAAGUUAAAAUGAGUAUCACUGAAAAUGCCUUCUCUUUAUGUGGUGCAAUAUGAAAUACACCGAGGCUGCGUCUUGGCGUUCUGAGAUCUGUGAUGGCCCCGGGUGAAGUCGUUCAGAGAACGGGUAGAGAUUUACUGAGGUAACCUAGACACGCGUGUACCAGCAACAAUUGGUUUCAUAGACCUACAGUGUCAAUCCUCUCCCUUAGGAUUAAACGUUUACCAUUUCCCCGACACUAAGACGCGGUCACAUAAUCUUUUGUGUAUAUACCUAUAUAAAUUCUUUCUAAUUUUAAUAAGAAGGACGUGACUGUACGGAAUAUUUGUACAUAACUCGUCAUUGUGCAGUAUUUAUUUAAAAGUUGGUGUAUUUUUUUUCUUUUUUUAAUUUUCACAUGUCUGCACCUCGACUUGUGGUUUAGUCAUGUAAAUAGCACUAUCCCGGUGACCACUGCUGCCCUGUACAUAGUAUGUUUUAAAAACUAAAGGGAAUUCCAGUUGGAAAAAAAAAAAAUUAAAUAAAAAAGGGCAGAUUAGUCCUGUAAAGAACACCAACUAAUGUAAAUCAAACUCAUUCUGGUGAUGGUAUUUAACACUUUAAAUAAAACAUUUUUCUUUACAGA